AUGUCUUCGUUCGAAUCCAACUGGGUAGUCGUGCGCGGAUUUCGCACUGGCGUGUUCUCGGCAUUUGAUGCCGAACGUUUCACCCGCAAUAUCCCGGAUGCGUACGCUGUGUCCUUUGAUAGCGAGGGUGAAGCGUAUCACUAUUGGGAGAACGCUUAUUCCCAUGUUCAGGCGAGGAUUCCUGACGGAUGGUGCUUCACGCAUGAUAGCCUCGAAUUAUUUCAGCGGCCCAACGACUUGUUGGGAGCCGCUCGCAUCGGCGAGCUUGCAAGAAACGACGCUACCUCGGGCCCCCGCGUGUAUCGUGACUGGGACGUGCUGCCCGACGUCCCUCCAUUUUUUCCGCACGGGGCCAAUCGUCUCGGCCGGUCGCUUGCCGUUCCCGCGCCCUCCGCUAUACACUCUGAUACUACAUUCUGGACCGUGACGUCUAGUUCUCUGAGUGCGGGUCGCAGAGCGUACUCUGUAGAGCCCGCGGACCCCAUACAAUAUACCGCCGUUGGUACCUCUGGCCCUCUCAGCUUCCACUUAAGCGCACAGCCCCCUUCUUCGACGGCUCCCCUAGCCAAUUCUGCCCCCCCGGCGCAAACCGAUGCGCUGCUCCCUGCGCCUGCACAUCGCUCACAACGAGGUCCUCGAGCGGCUUCCUCCCUUCCCCAUCAACUGCGCUUUAGCGAACCUCGUGGCUACGCCAUCGAGCGUGCUCCCGUUAAUGAGCGCCCAACGCCCACCCUAUCUGAGCGCACAAGUAUGCUGGGUCGCUUUGAGACAAUGUCACUCUCUGACUCAGACGCGGGCGCCCAUGGCACGGGCGCGUCUCCCUCCGUCACGCAUGCGCAAGUACGGGCGUCCUCCUCGCUCAGCGCUUCAACUAGUAGCAGUCAUACGCUCCCAUCGUACGCACCCAGCUUCCCGCAUUUGUCUCGUUCACGCAGUGAUUCAUCUGAUACGUACGUCAGCACCACAUAUGUCUCUGGCGAACCCGUGCACAACGACGAGAGCGUGAGGGCUUCAACAGCCAUACCGUUACCAACGGAGCAGAGAGCAGGGCCGCCAGUUGCAAUACGCUCUGGCUCGUACAGCGGGGACGCUCAGAAACGGAAACAGUCUGCCGUCUUAACUUCGGCGUCGCAGAUUGGGCUGUCGUCUUCGGCGCAGCAAGCACCGCCUUCGGCAUCAGCGCGAGGAGCCAGUCCGCCACAGAGCUCGCAGACAAAGACAUAUGUUGAUAAGAGAGGCUCUAAGCCAGUGCCUCUUUGGGCAUGGGACCGAUCUGUUCACAGCGCGGAUGGCUACUUGGUGUUCAAACGGAGCGAGCUGCGCGAUUUACCGAGCGCGAUUGGAGGAGGCCGCCCUGCCUAUUCCGGGCCCGUUCCUAAACCGCCUGAUGGGCCUUGGCUUGAUGCUCCUCUCUGGCCGUUUGCUGUUGUUGGACGCGGUCGUGCGCCUGGGAUCUACGCAACGGAAGAGGAUGCGGGUAUCGCCCGUGGCGACUCCGGCUGGUGGCGAACACUGGGUUGGCCGUCUGCGUAUGCUCUCUUACAAGAGGUUGUUACGCGCGGCCGCAUCGACGUGCGACCGUAG
Messenger RNA from Peniophora sp. CBMAI 1063, 1584 nucleotides. The record is from the annotation of a GenBank genome assembly. NCBI's taxonomy places the organism in Eukaryota, Fungi, Basidiomycota, Agaricomycetes, Russulales, Peniophoraceae.